This is a messenger RNA of Didymodactylos carnosus, 1728 nucleotides long. The record is from the annotation of a GenBank genome assembly. NCBI's taxonomy places the organism in Eukaryota, Metazoa, Rotifera, Eurotatoria, Philodinida, Philodinidae.
AUGCAUGCGCGCGCGCGACAGAAAGAUUUUAACGAUAAUUACGGACACAAUACAUACACAAAUGGACAAAAAGAGAAAAGACAUCAAAAUCAAAAUUUGUUACCUCCGAAUCAAACAAGUGAUAAUACGUCUUUGUCAGUCGAUGAAGAAUCUACUGCAACAGAACCACUAACAAUAUUUUCAUCACGAAAUAUUGACAAAUUAUCAUUAACUCCUCAGAAAAGAGACGGUGAAUUACUAACUAGUUUCAGUGAACAACAACAAGACAACAAUUAUAUUCAAAACAGUAAACAUUUAAAUAAUCAAACGUUAAUGGCCUCGUAUUCAUUUCCGUCACCUGGUUAUGCUAAUGUUCCAUCAUUCUAUAGUCAAACACAAAAUCCUUACUUAGGAUCAGGAUUUAAUUUGCAGUACCCAUUUGAUACAUUUCCUAAUACAGCGGCUGUUUCUCCAAAUAGUCCAUUAUCCGUUACUUCGAACUAUACAUCUCAAUCUGGUAUCGAAAACAAUUAUUAUUCGUAUCAACCAGCAGCGUCUCUUAAUUAUCCAUGCUACCCAUCCUCAUCACCAUAUGUCUCUCCGUAUAACAUUGUUUCUGCCAUAUCUCCGGCUUCAUCAUUAGCAGGACCAACAACAUCUGCAACCGUACAAACAUAUCAGUUAAAUUCAAUUACUCCUACAAUUGAUACAAAUCAUUUUUCAAAUUUAUCAUCCACAUCACCCUCACCAUCUUCAAAAACUGAAACAACUACACGUUCACUAUCAAAAUCAAAAACCACUCGUGGUAGAAGAAAUCAACCAUCACCUGACUCAGAAAGUAAUAUUGAACGUGUAUUUGUAUGGGAUUUAGACGAAACAAUAAUUAUAUUUCAUUCAUUAUUGACUGGAACAUAUGCACAACGAUAUCAGAAAGAUGCUCAUUCAGCAGUUACACUCGGUUUACGUAUUGAAGAAAUGAUAUUUAAUCUUGCUGAUACAAAUUUAUUUUUCAAUGAUCUUGAAGAAUGUGAUCAAGUUCAUAUUGAUGAUGUAUCAUCAGACGAUAAUGGACAAGAUUUAAGCACUUAUAAUUUUAUCGCCGAUGGUUUUCAUUCUUCAACAAAUAUUGUUAAUCCAUGUAUUAGUAGUACGGUACGAGGAGGUGUCGAUUGGAUGAGAAAAUUAGCAUUUCGUUAUAGAAGAAUAAAAGAAUUGUACAAUAGUUUUCGUACUAAUGUUCAAAAUUUAUUGGGACCACAAAAAUAUGAAGAACUAAUACAACUUCGAUCAGAAGUUGAAACAUUAACCGGUUCAUGGUUAACAUUAGCAUUAAAAGCAUUAACAAUUAUAAAAGGAAGGAAAAAUUGUGUAAAUGUAUUAGUGACCACGACUCAACUUGUACCAGCAUUAUCCAAAGUUAUUUUAUAUGGUUUAGCGGAUGUUUUUGACAUUGAAAACAUUUAUAGCGCAACAAAAAUUGGUAAAGAAAGUUGUUUUGAAAGAAUUAGUACACGUUUUGGAAGAAAGCCAACAUAUGUGGUGAUUGGUGACGGACGAGAUGAAGAAUUAGCAGCAAGACAGGAUAAAGAUUGUAGUGAUGAACGUUUUAUAUCAUUUAAAUUUUCUGCUGUUGGAGCAUGUGGAAGAUUUUUUCGACGAUUUACACCACGAGUAUUUCAACAGAAUGAACCAAUAACAGCAUUGAAUGAUGUACGGAAUUUCUUACUGUCAUUGCCAACAUCUCUGUAA